This is a messenger RNA of Candidozyma haemuli, 924 nucleotides long. RefSeq lists its product as uncharacterized. The transcript has a single exon. Bases 1 to 924 code for a protein of 307 amino acids. Lineage: Eukaryota; Fungi; Ascomycota; Pichiomycetes; Serinales; Metschnikowiaceae. The record is from RefSeq and is a predicted model, not a curated record.
AUGAGCGAGGAAAUUGAUCAAUCCCAGGAAAUUUCAGAAAUCAGCCAUCACAGUGAAUCGCCUUCUGGCGAAAAUGAUACCCCAAACGCUGAAGUUUCAGAUGGUCAAGAACCAGAAGCGCCAGAAGAAGAUGACGAGUUUGGAUCGUUUGACGAGGCGUCAUUUGAUGAAUUCCAAGCGGAAGAGCCCGAGGAAGCGCCAGCUGAACCAACCAAUGCCACUUUUAGUAGUGCAGUGUUCCAAAGUGAAAGCCUAAUAGACCAGAGAGUGGAGGAGACCCUCGAUAAGAUCUUUACUAUACCAGAGCUUCUGUCACUGACAGACGACCACGAAUUGCUUCGAAACGGUGCAGGGGAAAAAUUAUCAAUGCUUUCCAAAAUCCCCCAUCUUCUGCCGCCAAAUUGGACCAGGCUGAACAUCAGACAUAGACUACUAGUCAAUCUCGGCAUUCCAAUCAACUUGGAUGAACUAGAGAAGGGCAAUGUUGCACAAAUUAGCCAUACGACUCCACAUCCACGUAAGAAAUCGAUUUCUGAACAUGAUAUCGAUUGGACAGGUUUCCAAGUGCCUGGCAUUGAGACUCUUAACCUAGACGACGAGAAGAAGAAACACCUUCUAUCACAGACAAACACUCUUCUCGACAACAUUGAAGAGUUCAAUCUUCAGAACACGUCUCAACUCUUCUUGGAAACUUCUUCAGACGAAGGGUUAGAAGAAAAACUCAACAAAAUGCGUGAUAACCACAAACAGCUACUCGAGCUCAGUUCGAUAUGGCAGGACCAAAUACGCGAGUUGAAGAACAGUCAAGAGAUGUAUGAGCUGGUGGUGCAAAAUAUGGUGGGCUACAGUCAAAGGCUCCGGCGAAACGAGAUUUUGGAAAGUCUCAGUCGUAGGAAGCUGAAGAAAGGUAAACGGUCAUUUUGA